AUGACGACGGGACGGGACGCCCCGGCGGCGGGGUUCCAUCGCGCCGCCGCGACGGUACUCAGGGACGCGUCCAGCCCGGACGACGUCGCCGGGGCGCUGGCGUUGGUCCGUCGCGUCGUCCUCGGCCCGAACGCCGCGUCGCCCGCCGAGGAUGACGAAGUGGUCGCGGAGACGUCGUCGGUUCGGGCGCUCGCGUCGGAAUGCGCCGCCGCCGCCGAGGCGUGCGCCGCGUCGAAGAACCCGGCGACGGCUCGAUGGACGGGAUUCGACGCCGUGGGCGAGGAGAUGCUCCACGCCGUCGCCCCUCGCUGGCUCCCGCUCAUGCGAUCGGCACGGAGGAGGGCGCUCCACGACGAGAUCCUCGCGGCGAUGCCGCCGACGACGGCGAUUCGCGUGCUGGUUCCCGCGCUCGCGCCGUCGUCCACGACCGCGGGGCGCGACCUGGACGAUGCCAGCAAGACCGCGGUGGCGACGGAGGCGGCGCGGGCGCUCGCCGCAGCGCUCGAGCGCGGCAUCGCGCGCCGACUCCUCUCGAACCUCGAACCCGCCCAAGUCGACGACGCGACACAGCUGUGCGCGGCGCUCUUCUCAGCCGCGGACAAACUGGAGCUCUCCCCGGGUUCUCACGGCUGCGCCGCGGCGCUACAUCCCGUCGCGUUGGCGCGAACCGUCGCGGCGCAGCUGUGCGACGCGGCGCGACACAGCUGUGCCGCGACGGGACACAGCUGUGCCGUGACCGUCGCCGCCGCCGCGUUGGCGCGCGCGUGUCGCCGCGGCGCCGCCGACGCCGUCGCCGACGCGCUCCUCGACGCCGUGACCGACUCCUCCACGUCCGACGUGGCACGACCCGAUUGGGCGAACGAGUUGAUCGACGCGAUCUCCGACGCCCACGCCGUCGCCAAGCUGGCGCAGUCCUUCGUCCUUCGAUGCGCGUCGAGGGGCGCGACGUGGCGCGCGUGCGAACGAGGGUUUCGCGCGGCGUUUUCCGUUCGAUUCGGUCGUUGCGCGUCGACGAGGCACGCUGUGUGCGACGGGAUGCUCCUGCGCCGACCCCAGCCCCGGGCGAUGCUCCCGGCGCUCAUUCGCGUCGCGCUGGUGGACCCGCCGCGGAUGAUUAAUCACCCGGUGAACGAGGGGGGGGGGGACAAAGAGGCGGAGGCGGAGGCGGAGGCUGCGGCGCGAGCCCGGCACCGCGCGACGACGGCGGCGGCGUGCGUGGACGCGUGGUCUCAGCUCGAGUUGGUCCGGGGGGGCUCGGGCGCGCUCCAGGGCCACGUGGCGGCGGUGGUGGCGGCGUCCCUGACGGCGGGGGCGUUGAUCGGCGGAUCGAUUCAAUCCGGCGGCGGUGCGGACGUCGUCGUGACACCCGCGGCGCUCAUGCGCGGAAUAAGCGCGCGUUUAGACUCCCCCGACGCGCGGACCCGCGCGCACGGGCGCAAAGUGGCCGUCGCGCUGUCGAGGGUUGUAUCCCCGGACAGGCCCCUGACCUUUCACGACGACGAGGAUUUCGGGGCGUCGGACAUCGAGAACGGAGGGGACGUGUCCGAGGACGAGGAGGCGUGGGAGGCGGAGGCGUGGAGGCUGGGGGUAGACGGCGUGGAAGACGGGGAAGAGGCUGACGCCGAGGCUGACGCCGAGGCUGACGCCUUCGCCGCCGCGGUUCUCGGUCCCGAGGCGGCGGCGGGCGACAAAGAAGAAGCCGACGGCGGCCCGGACGAAGAGGGGGAGAACGACGACGAGGAGGAGGACGACGAGGACGAGGAUGUGGACGACCCCGACGGCGCCGUGAAGCUCGGAGGCGGCGCGAUCAGACGCGCGGACAGCGGCACCGACGACGACGACGACGACGACGACUCGAGCGUCGCGUCCGCCCUCGAGCCCUACGACAUCUCCGACGAGGACGACGAAGAAGCCGACAUCGACGGGGAUCCAAACGCCGUCGCCGUCUCCGCCGACGACGCCGCCGCGCGAAGGCUCAGGGCGGUACGCGCCACCGCCAGGCGCAUCGCGCGGCUUCCCCGGCCCAAGACGCUGUCGUCGUGCGUCGACGCGUUGCGACAGGCGAGGAGAGGUGACGAGACGGCUGCUUCGAAAUCGUCCAUCGACAGAGCGGACGAGGCGGAAGGCGCGGUGCACGCCGCCGAGGCGCUGAUCCGCGCCGCCCCCGAGGAGAUCAUCGGUGCCGCCCCCGCGAUGGUGUCCGCGCUGUUGCACGCGCAUCCGGCCACGCCAGACCCGGAACCCCUCGGGGCGGCGAGGAAAAAAGCGCUCGCCGCGAUGUGCGCAGUCGUCCCUGGGCUCGCCGGUCCCGCGCUCGCGUUCGAGGCGUUCGCGUCCGGGAGGUGCGACGCGGGUCAGAAGCUCGAGGUGCUCGACGCGGUGGCGGACGCGGCGAGGGAGCUGGCGGCGCUCCCGCCCGUCCCCGAUCGCGACGGCGACGGGGCGACCCGGCUACCCUCGACACAUGGCGACGCUCGACUCCUCGGCGACGAUUGGAAGAAACCGCCGGGUGGUCGGGUUCGAAAAGUCGGCAGGGAGAGGGUGUUCGCCCCCGCGAGCCUCGCCCGGCUCAGGGCGGGACCCUCCGCCGUCGCCGUCGCCGACGCGGCGUCCAAACCGAGGCGCACGCGCGCGCAUCUCAUCGGCGCCUCCCUCGCCGGUCCCCUCCUCGCCGGAGCCGUCGAGAUGGUCCGCCAGGCGGAGGAACGAGCGUUCGCCGCCGCGAGGGAGGAGGCGGCGGUACGCGCGAACCCGGACGCCGUGCACGUCCCGGGCGGGGGUAUCGACGCCCUGGUUCUCGGACGAGCGCUCGGGUGCCUCGGCGAGUGCUGCGCCGCGUCUAGAAACGCUCCGGACGCCGCCAAAAUUGCCGGCGCCGUCCUCGAGCUGGCGCUCUCCCCCGGCGCGAUGAACCACCCGCAGCCCCACGUGAGACGCGCGGCGCUGUUCGCGUGCGUGGGCGCGGUGACGUCCGUGCCUCCAGCCGCGGCGUGGCACGCGCUCAGCGGCGGCGUCGGCGGCGUCGCGUCUGGGUCGGCGCUCGCCAGGGGUUUGGCUGCGCUGGAGGACGCGGCGGGGCGCGCGAGGGUGACUGACCCGGAUGGCGACGCGAGGGGCUUGGCGCUGAGGGCGCAGCUGUCGGCGGCGGACCUGCGGCAGAGGGCGGUGGCGGUGGGUACGGCGGGAGGGGUCGAUCCGAACCGGGCGGAUCCGAUGUACCUUUUGAAGAACGUGUCGUCGCUGAUGAUUGGCGACGCGUGA
Micromonas commoda is the source of this 3261-nucleotide messenger RNA. RefSeq lists its product with no specific name. The record is from RefSeq and is a predicted model, not a curated record. Gene Ontology annotation, molecular function: Hsp90 protein binding; telomeric repeat DNA binding. The transcript has a single exon. Gene Ontology annotation, cellular component: cytosol. Gene Ontology annotation, biological process: protein stabilization; telomere maintenance via telomerase. Bases 1 to 3261 code for a protein of 1086 amino acids. Lineage: Eukaryota; Viridiplantae; Chlorophyta; Mamiellophyceae; Mamiellales; Mamiellaceae.